AUGAAAAACUCUAAUUAUAUCCUUAACUUCAACUUGACCUUUGUCCAGUGGUUGUGCGUGUUCCACGGACGCAGAUGGGAGGGGUGUAAGUACCCUUCACAGGAUGCUGCUUCACAGGAUGCUACUUCAGAGGAUGCUACUUCAGAGGAUGCUACUUCAGAGGAUGCUACUUCAGAGGAUGCUACUUCAGAGGAUGCUACUUCAGAGGAUGCUACUUCAGAGGAUGCUACUUCAGAGGAUGCUACUUCAGAGGAUGCUACUUCAGAGGAUGCUACUUCAGAGGAUGCUACUUCAGAGGAUGCUACUUCACUGGAUGUUACUUCACAGGAUGCUACUUCAGAGGAUGCUACUUCACUGGAUGUUACUUCACAGGAUGCUGCUUCAGAGGAUGCUGCUUCAGAGGAUGCUACUUCAGAGGAUGCUACUUCACAGGAUGCUACUUCACAGGAUGCUACUUCAGAGGAUGCUACUUCACUGGAUGUUACUUCACUGGAUGUUACUUCACAGGAUGCUACUUCAGAGGAUGCUACUUCACAGGAUGCUACUUCACUGGAUGCUACUUCACAGGAUGCUACUUCACUGGAUGCUCCUUCACAGGAUGAUGCUACUUCACAGGAUGCUCCUUCACAGGAUGCUACUUCACAGGAUGCUACAUCACAGGAUGCUGCUUCACAGGAUGCUACUUCACAGGAUGCUACUUCACAGGAUGCUGCUUCACAGGAUGCUACAUCACAGGAUGCUACUUCACAGGAUGCUACUUCACAGGAUGCUACUUCACAGGAUGCUCCUUCACAGGAUGCUGCUUCACUGGAUGCUACUUCACAGGAUGUUCAGCAGCCUCCAGGGAAGUACUACUGA
Molecule: messenger RNA, 858 nt
Organism: Procambarus clarkii (red swamp crayfish)
Lineage: Eukaryota; Metazoa; Arthropoda; Malacostraca; Decapoda; Cambaridae
Source: RefSeq, a predicted model, not a curated record